Aspergillus piperis CBS 112811 is the source of this 1041-nucleotide messenger RNA. Its product is annotated as alpha/beta hydrolase. The record is from RefSeq and is a predicted model, not a curated record. Gene Ontology annotation, molecular function: hydrolase activity. The transcript is spliced from 7 exons. Bases 1 to 1041 code for a protein of 346 amino acids. NCBI's taxonomy places the organism in Eukaryota, Fungi, Ascomycota, Eurotiomycetes, Eurotiales, Aspergillaceae.
AUGAAUCGAGAGCAGAUUUCUAGUGCCAGCGAAGGCCGGUGGCUAUCUCAAAGGGAUGCCUUUGCCACAGAGAAUGUGGAAUGGGAAGAGUUUUAUCGCAAUAACAGAAGCCAAGUUCCUCAUCUGACUGGCUCAGUACAGAAAAAUCGUCAAACAAUGCGCGAGGCAAAAACGCGUGCACAACAACAUGGAACGCCAAUAAAUGAAGGACUUAAAGUUGAUAACUUAAGUACAGACUCUUCGUCGAGAUUGAGAUUGAGAAUAUACAAGCCACUGUCGCCUGAAGCAAAUGGGGCCGUCAUGAUCUACUUCCAUGGAGGGGGCUGGGCCUUGGGAGAUCUGGAAGGAGAAGACAAUAUCUGUCGGGUUCUUUGUGUGCAAGUCAUGCUGAAUGUGGUCAGCGUUGACUAUCGCCUUGCACCAGAGAAUCCGCAUCCAGCAGCUAUUCAAGAUGCGAUCACAGCACUUCGUUGGGUAUGCCAAAACAAUCUGACCCAUGGACUCGAUAAGAGUAAGAUUUACGUUGGGGGGACUAGUGCUGGGGCAAACUUGGCUGCUGUACUGUCCCAACUAUCCCCGACUUUGGGAGUCGAUAUCCGGGGUCAGCUCCUUCGGUCUCCAGUCUUAUGCUCUAGUGAGCUGCAUUACCAGAGAAUGGGACUGAAAAGUAUGGAACAAUUCGUUGAUACACCAAUCCUCAAUCAGCGCUCAAUGAAGCAAUUCAUUGAGUGGUAUCUGCCUUAUGACCGGGCAGAUCCUACGGUAUCUCCACUAUUGUCCCGGAACCUUGGUAGAUGUCCGCCAUCUUUCAUCAUGAUAUGUGGCCGUGACCCGCUCCGCGACGAGGCCCUAGCUUAUGCGGACAAACUUGAAGAAAGGGGGUAUAUCACCUCUUUUAAAAUCAUACCAGUGCGGGUUGCUGUCUACCCGGGAAUGCCCCACGCAUUCUGGAUAUUCCCCGAACUGACCACGACGAAGACUGCUACACAGGACAUGAUACAUGGUGCCAGAUGGCUCAUAUCGGAGAUUUGCAGUACAUAA